Molecule: messenger RNA, 1365 nt
Organism: Acanthosepion pharaonis
Lineage: Eukaryota; Metazoa; Mollusca; Cephalopoda; Sepiida; Sepiidae
Source: the annotation of a GenBank genome assembly
AUGUUGCUAAGUGUUCCCUUCUUCACAGUACCAGUGGCAUGGACAUUGACCAAUGUUGUCCAUGAUGUGUUAAUGUUCAUGAUGUUACAUGUGACAAAGGGAACACCCUGGGAAACUGCGGACCAAGGUAAAGCCCGAAUGCAAACUCAGUGGGAGCAAAUUGAUUAUGGUCAACAAUUCACAGCUACCAAGAAGUUUCUUACCACAGUACCUAUUCUUUUUUGUUUUUUUUUUUUUUUUUUUUUUUGCUUAAUCCAUAAUCAAUCUUUUUUAUUUUUUUUUCAUUUUCUUUUUGUUUCUUCUCUUUUUAUGGUAUUUUCAUGUUUUUUUUCUUUUCUUUUUCAUGUUUUUUUUUCUUUUCUUUUUCAUGUUUUUUUUUCUUUUCUUUUUCAUGUUUUUUUUCUUUUCUUUUUCAUGUUUUUUUUUCUUUUCUUUUUCAUGUUUUUUUUCUUUUCUUUUUCCUUUUUUUUUUUCUUUUUUUUUUUCUUUUCUUUUUCAUGUUUUUUUUCUUUUUCAUUUUCCUUUUUUUUUUUCUUUUCUUUUUCAUGUUUCUUUUCUUUUUCAUGUUUCUUUUCUUUUUCAUGUUUCUUUUCUUUUUCAUGUUUCUUUUCUUUUUCAUGUUUCUUUUCUUUUUCAUGUUUCUUUUCUUUUUCAUGUUUCUUUUCUUUUUCAUGUUUCUUUUUUUUUUCAUGUUUCUUUUCUUUUUCAUGUUUCUUUUUCUUUUCAUGUUUCUUUUCUUUUUCAUGUUUCUUUUCUUUUUUUCAUGUUUCUUUUCUUUUCAUGUUUCUUUUUCUUUUCUUUUUCAUGUUUCUUUUCUUUUUUUCAUGUUUCUUUUCUUUUUCAUGUUUCUUUUCUUUUUCAUGUUUCUUUUCUUUUUCAUGUUUCUUUUCUUUUCAUGUUUCUUUUCUUUUCAUGUUUCUUUUCUUUUUUCAUGUUUCUUUUUUCUUUUUCAUGUUUCUUUUCUUUUUUUCAUGUUUCUUUUUUUUUCAUGUUUCUUUUCUUUUCAUGUUUCUUUUCUUUUUCAUGUUUCUUUUCUUUUUUCAUGUUUUUUUUCUUUUUUCAUGUUUCUUUUUCUUUUCAUGUUUCUUUUCUUUUUCAUGUUUCUUUUCUUUUCAUGUUUCUUUUCUUUUUUUCAUUUUUCUUUUCUUUUCAUGUUUCUUUUCUUUUCAUGUUUCUUUUCUUUUUCAUGUUUCUUUUUUUUUUCAUGAGUCCUGUUUCUUCCGCGAUAUUUUUUUUUUCUCCCCUCUCUUCUUCUCUCUACUUUUUUCAAUACCGAUACCAGCUUGGAAAAUUUCCUGGGCUCUCCUACCAAUUACCUCUCUGGCAGCACAUCUACCAAAUUUUAUCCCCUCCGCAUCAAUCUAA